This is a messenger RNA of Aegilops tauschii subsp. strangulata, 1876 nucleotides long. RefSeq lists its product as uncharacterized. Gene Ontology annotation, molecular function: protein binding. The record is from RefSeq and is a predicted model, not a curated record. Lineage: Eukaryota; Viridiplantae; Streptophyta; Magnoliopsida; Poales; Poaceae.
UUUUCCCCGUCUCGAGCUCCAGCCGCCCCAAACCCUAGGUCACCGCCGCAAUCCCGCUGCAAUUCGGAACAUAACUCGGCACCCGGAGAUGCCGCGGAAACGGCGCACGGAAGCGCCUCCCCGCGGGGGCAAGAAGCGGAAGCCGGAGAAGGCGGCCGCAAUCCCUCACCAGAUCGCCCGUACCGGCAGCUGCGAUACGGAGCCUCCGUUGGUGUACCUGGUGGUCGGCCAUGACGUCACUCGCCCCGCCUACUCCAUAGUCAAGGUGAACCCCUUCUUCCCUCGCCGCCGCGCCCCGGUACCGAUCCCAGGACAUCUCGCACGCCUUGAGUCCAAGCACUGCAUGUCCUUCGUCGCCGUGCGGUCGAGGCACGGCCCGUGGAUCGUCGGCGUCGGCGGCAACGCACCCAUUGACUAUGGCCCCGAGACCAUUGUCUUCGACACCAGGACGCACCAGGUGAUCCCGGGACCGAAGCUCUUGUCGACCAAGUUCCGGCCCAUCCUGCUACCGGCCGGCGAGAAGAUCUAUGCCCUGACACGUGAUCCUGCCAUCAAGGGGGAGAUUAAUUUCGUGCCCUGGUUCGAGGUCCUCGACCUCUCCCAGGCGCGAGUGGUCAGUGGCCGUCUCGUGGACUGCAAAUGGGAGCAACUGCCCCGGCCGCCCUGCUUCCCCUGGGAGCUCUCCCCAAGGCACUACAUCUUCCCGCCGGUGGUCUGGGUCAGGUCCUUUGCAGCCGUGAGCUCCUGCAUUCUGGUGUCGACGGAUGAGCAGAAGGGCACGCACAUGUUCAACUUGGAGACAGAGCAAUGGGCGAAACUGGAUGACAAGGAUCUGCCAUUCACCGGAGGCGCCGCCCCUCAUGGCCCCCUCUUCCUUGGCUUUUCAACUGCCGCCAAAAAGAUCACCGCUUAUAAGAUCACAGUCUGCGCCGCCGACUCACCAAGCCCAAGCAUCACAGCAGGGUGCCCAUCCUUGUCAAUCGUUGAGUUCCCGAUGGUGGAUGAGGCAGGGGAGGAGGUCGUUAGCAAUGGCAAAUUUGUUUCCCUCGGUAACCAUGGCUUCUGUUCGUUUAGAUGUCGCACCGAUGACCUUGUGCUGGGUACUCUUGAGCAUACACGGGAACUUGUCACCAUGAGAACAUACGGAACAGAGGACCUCUCACAAGACCACCUCAAGUCUAUUCGCCAUGUAGUGAUCUCCAACCAAUUGGAACAGGUUUACAGCGUCCGCGAUUCACUCCGGGGACUUUCUUGGCCAUCCUUGGUAGAUGUGAUAUCCCUGUGAUGUAAUGAGUAAGCCCCUUUGGCACAGUACUUCACCACAUUGCUUACUUUAUUAAUUCAAUAAUUGUGAUUCAGUUAGAGAAUCUGGGUAAUUUUCAGUUCCUCCCUCCGCUUCCAUAUUAGUUCUCCCUGAUUUAGUACAACCUUAUACUAAAUCAGCGACGACUAAUAUGGAAUGGAGGAGCUAUUUAUUCAAUUAGCAAAAAAGAACAGGCGACAUGCUUUAUUUAUUAUUUAGUUCAGAAUUUUAAUAUUUUCCUAUGCUUUUUACAUAUUUCACUUUACACUACACAACUUGCUUAGUCCCGACCAAACCAUAUACAAACAGAAAACCGUACCCCGACCCUUCUUUUUCUCCCGAAAUGAUAUCCAGCGAACCCUCGUUGGGGACGUUAUCUGGGCGAACGCGUUGGUUGCCGUCCACUUUCCUAGCGCGAAUCACGGCGCAAGGCUUGUGCCAUGUCAACGAUUCAGACUCGUUCACUAUAGACAGAGAACUGGCGAACGUCGCAUCUUUUUCUCUCUUAAAAAAGGACGAGUGGUGUGAACGGGGAGGAUGGGGUUCUCCAACCCGGGACAUCCUGUGGGAGGA